AGCGCGUUUGUAUUACUGGUUAAGCGCAUUCCAUUGUAAGUUUCCUAGAAAAAAAAUAAAAUUCUGAAAAUUUCCAUUCAGCCAAAAUCGUUUUUUUGCAUAGUGCUAACACGGAUCUGUAGAGUUCAAAGAUACCGGGAUGGCUGCGGCGUCCAUUCGUUAUGAAAUUAUUACCGUGAUUUGUGCAUUCCUCGCUUCACAAGUCAUUUCACAUCCGGUAGCAGGACAGCCUGUUUCUGACUCAGCAACAUUAGAGAGUGGCCCAGCUCCCAAAAUCAUUCCUUCUUCUCCUCAACUGCAACAAGAACCUUUUCUAAAACCCAGCCAUUCAUCACCAAAACAAGGAUCAAGAAGCAGUUUCUCGACGAGUGAGGCAACACCUUCAAUUUCAAUUUGGGCGCGGACAUUCAAAAGAGCCCCAUUCCCGGCCAAAUUCUUCCAUCGGUGGGGUCAAAGCUGAAAGUAAAAAUGAUCUCGCUGGAAGAUAUUUUUAGACUGAUGGUGAUUUUUAUUAAACAACUUGGUUUUAAGGUUUUGACAGUACA
Molecule: messenger RNA, 545 nt
Organism: Folsomia candida
Lineage: Eukaryota; Metazoa; Arthropoda; Collembola; Entomobryomorpha; Isotomidae
Exons: 3
Coding region: 140-460 (106 amino acids)
Source: RefSeq, a predicted model, not a curated record